Molecule: messenger RNA, 591 nt
Organism: Triticum turgidum subsp. durum (durum wheat)
Lineage: Eukaryota; Viridiplantae; Streptophyta; Magnoliopsida; Poales; Poaceae
Source: the annotation of a GenBank genome assembly
AUGACACUUACGAGGGAGGAGGCGCACGAGAGCAAGGAGAUGGAGAGCCUGCGGGUGCACGCCGACGCGCUGCUCUCGCUGGCAUCGCCCGCCGCGUCGUCCACGGCGACGGCGGGCAGCAAGCCGGUGACGGCGGCGACGACGACCGUGGCGGGCAGGAGGGCGCUGGCGGCGGAGGGCGUGUUCGAGUGCAAGACGUGCAGCAAGCGGUUCACGUCGUUCCAGGCGCUGGGCGGGCACCGCACCAGCCACACGCGGCUGCAGGCGCGGAUGCUACUGCACGAUCAGACCGCGGACCAAGGCGCCGCCGAGAGGGACAGGGCGCGGGUGCACGAGUGCGCCGUCUGCGGGCUCGAGUUCUCCAUGGGCCAGGCGCUCGGCGGCCACAUGCGCCGGCACAGGGGCGAGGCGCCCCCGGGGCCGUCGACGUCGUCGGCUGCCGUGCACGGCGACGCCAGCUCCGGCGGGACGCAGCAGCAGGAGGUCAUGCCGGACCUGAACUACCCGCCGAUGGACGACUGCGGCGGCGAUGGGCAAGAAACGUCGGCCGAUCGCAGCUCCGGGCAUCAGCUGCUUGAUCUGCUUGUGUAG